Molecule: messenger RNA, 757 nt
Organism: Poecilia reticulata (guppy)
Lineage: Eukaryota; Metazoa; Chordata; Actinopteri; Cyprinodontiformes; Poeciliidae
Source: RefSeq, a predicted model, not a curated record
UGACUCUCCAUCCUCUACUCCAGUCUAUAAUGAACUAUAACGGUGGGGCCGUCAUGGCCAUGCGGGGGAAGAACUGUGUGGCGAUAGCUGCAGACCGGCGGUACGGCAUUCAGGCUCAGAUGGUCACCACAGACUUCCAGAAGGUCUUCCCCAUGGGAGAUAGACUCUACAUCGGGCUGGCUGGUCUGGCUACUGAUGUCCAGACAGUAGCACAGAGGCUUAAAUUCAGACUGAACCUGUAUGAGCUGAAGGAAGGUCGUCAGAUCAAGCCAAAAACCUUCAUGAGUAUGGUGUCCAAUCUGCUGUAUGAAAGGAGGUUCGGACCGUACUACAUUGAGCCAGUGAUCGCAGGACUAGAUCCCAAAACCCUUGAACCGUUCAUCUGCUCCUUGGAUCUGAUUGGCUGCCCCAUGGUAACAGAAGACUUUGUAGUGAGCGGCACCUGCUCGGAGCAGAUGUACGGCAUGUGCGAGUCGUUGUGGGAGCCGGACAUGGAACCAGAGGACCUGUUUGAGACCAUCUCCCAGGCGAUGCUGAACGCAGUGGAUCGGGAUGCUGUGUCCGGUAUGGGAGUCGUCGUACAUGUCGUAGAGAAAGACAAGAUCACCACACGAACCCUGAAGGCCAGGAUGGAUUAGAGCAUUUGUUUCUCUCUCUACACUUCCUUUCUGCAGUUGUUUGUAUAAAAAUGAUUCAAAUAGACCUGUUCUGUUUUCUUACUCAUCUCUUCAAUAAAAAAAAGGGUUUAAAUAAUAAA